Messenger RNA from Megalobrama amblycephala (Wuchang bream), 3052 nucleotides. RefSeq lists its product as uncharacterized. Gene Ontology annotation, molecular function: serine-type endopeptidase activity. The record is from RefSeq and is a predicted model, not a curated record. NCBI's taxonomy places the organism in Eukaryota, Metazoa, Chordata, Actinopteri, Cypriniformes, Xenocyprididae. The coding region runs from base 1146 to 2096 and encodes 316 amino acids. The transcript is spliced from 6 exons. Gene Ontology annotation, biological process: proteolysis.
ACUGCGUUCCAGUAGAUUGCCCUGGACAUUUCCAUGGCUCUUUCAUUGUAACUUUGACCAAUUGGAUGAGCAGGCACAUUCCCUGGUAUUGACUAUCCUGUCCCUGAGCAGGUGCUCCCUUAUGUUUUUGUUUUCCUUGCUGUACCACAUUUCACAGAUUGGAAUAAAUACAACAGGUGAGCAGGGACACAUCAUAAACAAGCAUAAUAAAACUCAAUUCAGCCUGAAUAUAGUUUCAUGCAUAUAGUAAUUAACAUCUCAGCAUCUCCUGUCUUAAAAUAUGCUCCACCAGAACAAACAACUUUGAAAUUCAGUAGGUUUCACAGGCCCCAUUGUAUCCCUCCAUUCUGGUUCUUAUGCCCUCUGCUGGUAACAUGAGAAACAUGUUCACACUACUAUCAAAUCAUGCAAGCUAUAAUGUAUAAAUCUUCUGUCCUUAAGUAUCUUAAACUCAUGGAUGUUUAGCUAAAGCUAUAAGACUAAUUGUAAGAUUUAUUAUGAACAUGAAGUGGUGUAGUGGUUUAAGGUCCAGCUGAAAAGUUAUGUCUAUCCGCAAGGUUCAGGCUAUAAACAAUCACCAUUGUGCCCUUAAGCAAGGCUUUUAACACCAGGUUUCUCCAAGGGGAUUGUUUCUGUAAUGAGCUGACUGUAAGUCACUUUGGAUAAAUAAGUGCCUGCUAAGAGCAGGUUCUGCUAAUCUUUAAUGAAAUGAAUAUAUAAGUGACGCAUGGAUCAGUCAUGAUCUUGUUAAUUAUUUGUCAGGGUUUUACCAAGGUAAAACUUGCAAGGAUUUGGAAGGCAGCAGAAGGUCACGUGAAGGCCAGCACCCCUGCUCAUCCAAACAGCUAUUAGCAUGGCGUGACUGCAAGGAGGCUACUGGCAAUCUAUUCUGGGCGAGUUGUUUUGCACAGCGGCAAGGGAUGGGCUGUAACUGAAAGUGCUGAUGGGACUCCCAUGACCCCCUGGGGCCAGCUUGUUCUGAAAACCCCUGGCUACCCCACCAGAACAAUCCAGGAUUGGGAGGGGUAUUGUCAAAGUGCUUUGUCCCAAUGACAGGGGUGGGGAGUGGACAAAGGAUGGCCUCUACAGUAGGCAUGGUAUAAAUGGGUAAUCACCAGAGCGCAACACACAGUUUACUGUAGAUCAUGGCAGUAAGGAGCCCAUUUUUUCCACUGUUACUAAUGCUUCUGGGUCUGGCGCUGGACAGAGCCUCCACCCAUGCAUUCAACCCCAGUCGCCUUCAACAGCACAAAGUCCUCCACCUUGACUGGCCGAAGGACUGUGGCCUGGCUCAUUUCAAACCAAACACAGUGGAGCGUAUCGUGUCGGGCAAUGAAGCGAGACCCCACUCCUGGCCGUGGCAGGUCUCACUGCAGGUUCGUCCCAGAGGCAGUAAACAUUAUGUUCAUGUGUGUGGAGGGACUCUGAUCCAUAAGAACUGGAUUCUUACUGCUGCCCACUGCUUCCAGAAGGGAAAAGCAGAGGAUGCUAGUAGCUGGCGUAUUGUUUUGGGUAAGCAUCAACUGAAAAGAUCAGAGACCGCUGAGCGUAUUUUCCCAGUGAAGAGGAUCUACAGGCAUGAGCACUUCCGUUAUCCAGCCCACAGUGAGCUAGACUAUGACAUCGCAUUGGUUAAAGCUGGCACGGACAUCCUGACCAGUAACUUCAUCCGUUAUGCCUGCCUGCCGCGCAAGCAGAUCAACCUUAAACCGGGGCACUACUGUUGGGUGACCGGCUGGGGGGACACACGAGGCGGGAAAGAAAAUGUGUCACUUGCUGAGGCACUGAAUCAAGCUCGACUCCCAAUCAUCGACUACAAGACCUGCCGGCAGAAGAAGUUCUGGGGUGACCGCGUGCGAGACUCCAUGAUUUGCGCUGGGUUCCGAGAUACAGAGGGGACCCCAGCCGCAUGCCAGGGUGACUCUGGCGGCCCUCUGCUGUGUCAGGUGGGGCGUGACCGCUGGGAGGUCCAUGGGAUUGUGAGCUUUGGUCCUAUAGGAUGCACCGUGGAGAACAAGCCCAGCGUCUUCACUCGCACCGCAGCCUACAUCCCAUGGAUAGAGGCUACACGCAUCAGGGACUUCUUCUUGCACUGAAUUCCCACCUCUAAGAAUUCCUUGCCCACAUUUGUAGGCACAGGAAGAGUCGUGAUAGCAACUGAUUAAGUGCCAUGUCCCGGUCUGGGUCUGGCCCAUGGACCUGCUUAUCCAUUUGUGGUCCGUGCACUGAGAGCUGUUGUACAUCAUCACAAACACCAGCCACCAAGUUAGGGUAGUUUGCACUGGUUUGUGGGUUGUUUCACCGCUAUGCACGUGACAUUCUCCUGGGCUUCGCUGUAGUACAUGAACUGCAAGGUUUUGACUGCUUUCAGCUAAAUCACAUUGAUCUUCACAUUGUGUUCAUCAAGCCAAGCAACAUUUUCUGUAAAACAAGUCCUGGCUAUUCUACAUUACUCUCAUCAGUUCAGUUGGCCUUGUUUUUUUCUGUAAGGAAUGGCAUGUACAUUUGCCCUCUCUUGGACAAGCGGGUAUUCAAUCCGUAAGGUGCUUUGACGGUCAAAGUCAAGUAGUGAUAGAACAUUUCACCUAUUGGAGGAGACAGUCUCCCUUUGAUACAGUCUACUCCAGUGCUUUUCACUGAACAGGCUACGUAAAUUCCACACAGGAUGGAUAUUUACUUUACACUUUAAGCCGCUACAAGGAAUUUAUCCUGAUAAUUUACAUACAUUUCUUUAUAAUCAUUAUUUUGAGAGGGAGCUUUAAUUAUUAUAGCAUUGAAUCUAUGCAUAUAUCACUCAUUAUAAACAAGGAGAGUGAGUUAGUGGUACAAUACUGCUAGGACAGGAUGAUUUUUCAACCAGAAUUAUUAUUCUGGUUGAGAAAUAAUACUGAAAGAAAUGCUUUCACUCAUAAAAAUAUGAUGUGUGAAUACUGUAACAUAUAAGGUCAUAAUGAGGGACAUUCAUUCCGGAUUAUAAUUUCUCUGUAUUCUACACAUUGACAGUAUAAAUAAAGGCUGACCUGCUUACAAAUAAAUCAUUUGUAAAACAAGA